GGUUGCUGAGGCAGCGACAAGGGAAAUUGAAGAACGUCAUUCACCAUCUCUCUGGUGGUCCGAACAUCAGACAAUACUCAGCACAUACUGUGUACAUCGACAACAUCAGUUACUGGCCGAUUCAUUCCUACAAUCACAGUAUAUCUCACAGCACAUUGCACACAUUUGACCUCGACAAACAAAAUGCCUCGCGGCCGCAAAGCCAAAGGCGCAGCAGCCUCCAAUGCUCAGUCCAGACUCUCAUUCAACAACUCGGCUCGAGUGACCAAACCCGGAACCAGACAAGACGAUGCAGUAAAAAAAGCCGCUUCGAAACUCUCUGAGCCGGCGCAAGCGCAAGUCGAAGAUGAAGUGAGAGCCAUCGAGACACCUGAGACGGAAGACGAGCCAGAAGCAAACGAAGUCCAGGUCACGCCAGAGCCCGAGUCGAAGAAAGUCGAUGUACCUAUUCGAGAAUCACCGUUGAAACCGAAAACAACGACUCCAAAAACCAAAAAGAAGACUGUAGCGAGCAAAGAUGAGCGAGAACUUGCGGCAGAGAAGGUCACCGAUGCGCAACUGAGAAAAUACUGGAGAGCCGAGGAGGAUGGUCGGCUUGCUCCUAGAAUUCACCAAGAGUCGCUUUCCCUCCAUGAAAAGAUCCUACGGCACUUCGACCUUUCCUCCCAAUACGGACCCUGCAUUGGCAUACAGAGACUUCAGCGCUGGAAGAGGGCAAACAUGCUCGGUCUUCAGCCUCCUGUCGAAGUCCUUGCCGUUCUGCUACGUGAAGAGGACAAGAAGACGAGCCAAGGGUGUGGCAAGCUGGCCUACAUUGACGAGUUGGCAGGAGGAAGAGUCGUUCUCGUCGAGUGAGAUGCUACGACUGAUAUGAAUGCAUUCAUGUACAUGGCGAAAUGGAGGUUUCAAGACGAGUUUGUGCUGGGUGGUCAUUUGAGCGACGAUACGAUAAAAUGGCGUUGGGAGUUCUGUCAACUUAGGGUGCCACAAAACGAGUAGACCGAAUUAAAAAGGUCGAUGGUUCAUUAUACAGCACUGAAUGCUGGGGCACAGGUUCCGGGUCCUCCGUGCAGCCUUCGAAUGUACGAGUUUUGAAGCGGACUUGACAAUGGAAAGGUUAGACCAAGCAUGUUCUGAGCCCAUUUUCUGAUUGCGUGAAUUUGUCAUUACCAUGGGGCUCUAAACUUGGAUAUUUACGCUCGUCUGUCUCGAGUUCAAUCCGACCCAACAGGGAAGGCUG
Molecule: messenger RNA, 1240 nt
Organism: Exophiala xenobiotica
Lineage: Eukaryota; Fungi; Ascomycota; Eurotiomycetes; Chaetothyriales; Herpotrichiellaceae
Exons: 2
Coding region: 184-855 (223 amino acids)
Biological process (GO): DNA synthesis involved in DNA repair; DNA-templated DNA replication
Cellular component (GO): delta DNA polymerase complex
Molecular function (GO): DNA-directed DNA polymerase activity
Source: RefSeq, a predicted model, not a curated record